Messenger RNA from Cucumis melo (muskmelon), 1329 nucleotides. RefSeq names its product type III polyketide synthase A. The record is from RefSeq and is a predicted model, not a curated record. The transcript is spliced from 2 exons. The coding region runs from base 31 to 1200 and encodes 389 amino acids. Gene Ontology annotation, molecular function: acyltransferase activity, transferring groups other than amino-acyl groups. Lineage: Eukaryota; Viridiplantae; Streptophyta; Magnoliopsida; Cucurbitales; Cucurbitaceae. Gene Ontology annotation, biological process: polyketide biosynthetic process.
GCUCUAAAUAUUUUGUUUAAACUCUCAAAUAUGUCAAAGAUGAGUUGUGAAAGCUCAGCUAUGCUCGAUCGUGCACGUGCAAGGCGUGUUCCAACACCUGGAACAGCAACUAUCCUCGCAUUGGGCAAAGCAUUUCCUAGCCAACUCGUUCCUCAAGAGUGCUUGGUUGAGGGUUACAUUCGUGAUACAAAAUGCAUAGAUACAACUAUCAAGGAAAAAUUGGAGCGUUUAUGUAAAACAACCACUGUGAGGACAAGAUACACUGUCAUGUGCAAAGAUAUCUUAGAUAAGUAUCCUGAGCUUGUAACAGAGGGCUCACCCACCAUUCGACAGAGGUUGGAAAUUGCUAACUCUGCGGUUGUUGAGAUGGCCACUGAAGCUAGCAAAGCCUGCAUUAAGGAAUGGGGUAGAUCAGUUGAGGAUAUCACCCACAUUGUAUACGUUUCUUCUAGUGAAAUUCGCUUACCUGGUGGAGAUCUUUACAUUGCCAAUCAACUUGGUUUAAAGAAUGAUGUUGGUCGAGUAAUGCUAUAUUUUCUAGGUUGUUAUGGUGGUGUCACUGGACUCAGGGUUGCCAAAGACAUAGCAGAAAACAAUCCAGGAAGCCGAGUUUUAUUAACGACUUCCGAGACUACAAUACUCGGAUUUCGUCCUCCAAACAAUGCACGUCCAUAUGAUCUUGUUGGGGCUGCACUUUUUGGUGACGGAGCUGCAGCUGUGAUCAUCGGAGCAGACCCUAUGUUGGGACAAGAAUCUCCUUUCAUGGAGUUGAACUAUGCCAUCCAACAAUUCUUGCCAGACACCCAAAACGUAAUCAAUGGCAAGCUUUCUGAGGAGGGUAUAAGUUUCAAACUUGGUAGAGACCUUCCACAAAAAAUAGAUGACAACAUAGAAGGUUUCUGCAGAAAGCUGAUGAAAAAGAGAAAUCUAAUGAAUUUUAAUGACUUGUUUUGGGCCGUUCAUCCUGGUGGCCCUGCAAUUCUCAACAAACUAGAGAACACUUUAAGGUUGAAAAGUGAGAAGCUUGAAUGCAGCAGAAAGGCCUUGAUGGAUUAUGGAAAUGUUAGCAGCAACACCAUAUUUUAUGUCAUUGAGAAUAUGAGAGAAAAUUUGAAGAGGGAGGAUGGGGAAGAAUGGGGUUUGGCUUUGGCAUUUGGACCAGGCAUUACUUUUGAAGGCAUUCUCAUUCGUAGCCUCUGAUUUCUCUAGCCCUGUCAUAUGUUUUGUGAUAUGGGGAACUUCCAGAAAACAAAAAUGCUUCUUAACUUUACUAUUAUGGAAAGCAUGUUUAGGUUUUGGAUUAUAAAAUGUUCAUUUUGAAUUUGAAAA